This is a messenger RNA of Teleopsis dalmanni, 2392 nucleotides long. RefSeq names its product transcription factor Dp (gene Dp). Gene Ontology annotation, biological process: regulation of cell cycle; regulation of transcription by RNA polymerase II. The transcript is spliced from 10 exons. Gene Ontology annotation, molecular function: DNA-binding transcription factor activity, RNA polymerase II-specific; RNA polymerase II transcription regulatory region sequence-specific DNA binding. NCBI's taxonomy places the organism in Eukaryota, Metazoa, Arthropoda, Insecta, Diptera, Diopsidae. Bases 691 to 1983 code for a protein of 430 amino acids. Gene Ontology annotation, cellular component: transcription regulator complex; nucleus. The record is from RefSeq and is a predicted model, not a curated record.
GCGCGCUCUAAUCAGCUGAGUUUUACGGCCGCUGCGCUACUCUCGUUUCUCUUUCGUUUUCUUCAUUUGUCGACGGAUCACAAUCGCGGAACAUUUUUAGUGAAAAUUCAGGCUUCUAUUAAAUAAACUUAUACUAAUGUGAGGUGGACAAAUUUUAAAUAUUUGUAAAAUUUAAAUUUUUCUAGAUUUUUUGGUAUAAUUUUUAUAAAAAUCUGGUUAGUGCAAGUAUAGUAAAUUCGGCCGUAAAAAAUCGUAUUUUUCGCAUUAAAACCCUUGAUAGAAAAAUACUCUCGCCAUUUUUAACUUAGUUGAAAUUUAGACUGCAAAGAAAUCACGAAAAAUAUAAAAAAAGGAAAUUCAUAAAAAGUAAUAAAAGCCGACCAAUUUAUUUAAGAUAUCCACGUGAAUAAUAUUUUAUUUAAAUAAUCGUAUUUAAUAAUAAUAAUCAAUACAAAUCAAAGCAUUUUGGCAAAGUAAAUUAUUAAAGUCGUGUAACUAGAAUCGAGUGCUGCAUAUUGGAAGGUGUUCCCGCUUUAGUUAAAUAUCUAGAAAAAGUUAACUGACGUAUUUUUCGAAUUGAAAAUAAAAAAAGAAGUAUUGCCUUAGUUGUAAGACUAAAAUUACGCGUUGAAAACGGUCGGUGCCGAGCACCACUAUCCGUGCGCGUAGGCGGUAAACCAUCAUAAAAAAAUGGCGCACUCUUCAUCAGCAUUCACGGCAGGUGAAAUCAACUAUUUUUUCCAGGACGAAAAUGGAAAAAUUUUGAAGGUGUUGAAACAGGCAGAUAUCAAACAGGAACCCUCUGAAGAACAAACGGUGUACGCCAGUUCCAAUAUGGGUGCAUUCAGUCAAAUGAAUUCAAAUCAGCCACAAUUUGUGAGGAUACAAAACAGCUAUAAUGUACAUCAAUCAACAAGUGCUUAUACAGUAAUCGGAACCCACUCUAAUGGUGGUAACAACAAUUUACAGCAACAUCAACAGAAUGUCAAUGCAGUUAAAUAUGAAACCACAGAUAAUUAUAGCAGCGGACAUUUGUCUGGUAUACGCAACGAGGAACGAUAUGGAAAACUCACACAAAGUAACACAAAAUCAAAAUCAAAAAUUCAUGCCACCCACUCAACCAAUAGCUCAGUACAAAAGAAACGAAAACCGGAGAAAGCUGGAAAAGGUCUAAGACAUUUUUCAAUGAAGGUUUGUGAAAAAGUUAAGGAGAAAGGUACUACUACGUACAACGAAGUAGCGGACGAACUGGUCACUGAAGAAAUCAAGAACAGUUCAUACGAUUCAGUGAAUUGCGAUCAAAAGAAUAUCAGGCGUCGUGUCUAUGAUGCACUAAAUGUUUUGAUGGCUAUGCAGAUUAUAUCCAAGGACAAAAAGGAAAUACGUUGGAUUGGAUUACCAACAAAUUCAGUAGAGCAAAUUCAACAUAUUGAAAAGGAAAAUGAGGAACGACGUGAACGUAUCAAACAAAAACAUCAACAGUUACGGGAAUUGUUAAUGCAACAAGUUGCAUUCAAAAGUUUAAUAGAACGAAAUAAAGAAUCGGAGCAUCUUGGUAAUGUACCAACUCCUAACUCUUCGAUUCAAAUACCAUUUAUCAUAGUCAACACGCACAAGUCUACUAAAAUUAAUUGCAGUGUGACUAAUGACAAGUCCGAAUAUAUAUUCAAAUUUGAUGAUAAAUUUGAAAUGCACGAUGAUGCCGAAGUUAUGAAACGCAUGGGAUUAUUGCAUGGUUUAGACAAAGGACAGUGUUCUGAGGAAGACAUUGAACGUGCAAAAUGUUUGGUUCCAAGAAAUUUUGGAAAAUAUAUUGAAGCAUAUGGAAAUGGUGAAGGAAUAACAUACGACUCGGAUGAGGAAGGAGAUAUGUCACCAUAUAUUGAAAUUAAUAAUGAUUCUGAAGAUUUUUCUCAAACUGGCGCUGUCAAAUCAUCUGAUCUUGAGGAUGAUGAAUUUUUGGACAAUAGCGAUAUCGAGUGAGGAGAAUUAAUUGUUACGUCUAGUAACGAGAAGAAAAAUUUGAAUAUAAAUAAUGAAUUUAAUCAGAUUAAAAUAAUUAAAAAUGAAAAUGUAAAGUUAAAAUUAGAAACUUCAGACCACGAAGUAGAACGGCUGCAGCCUCAACAUCAAGAAUUGCAACAAACACAACGAUUUGUAGAUGCUAACACAACGGAAGAUUCAUUCAGUAUCUCAUUCAUAACGGCCUUACUUGGUUUACAUUAAAUUAAAUGUAUUCAUUUAAAACAUGUAAAGGAAAGGAAAUGCAUUUCUAUUUCACUUUUGACUAUGUAAAAUUUUUCAUUCUACUUUUAUUCGGAGAAGUAAUUCUUCAAGCAACUUUUAAUUGAUUUCGAUUUUUAAGUUUAUUUUUUAAUGGUUUAAGUGGUUU